GUUGGAUCACUUCCCAUCGCUACCUAGAUUUUAUUUUACAUAAACAAAACCUAUUACCUUAAAAUUACACACACAUAUAGAUACAGCGACAAUACACACACAGAGCUCUCACUCGCCGUGUCUUCAUUUCUCUCGCUGGAUUGUUUCGUUAUUUGAUUGAUUCGAGUUCAUUGAUUAUUUGAAUUUCAAGAUUGAUUUUUCUGAGAAUUAAGGCUAUUGGUUAGUGUUUGGUAGAGAUUUGAAUGGGGAUGAUUUGUGAAAUGUGAUACAAGGAUGCCGGAAGGAGUGAGAAGGGGGAGACCAAAGAAGGCACAGAAUCAGCAAGUUGAUAAUUUGAAUCCGGUUGUGCAAGGAGAGGGGAUUGCUACAAGGACACGGAGAAGAAGGGCAGCGGCUGCAGCUGCAGCUCCGGCUGUUAAUGAGAACGCGGCUGUUGCAGCGCAGCCGCCUGAACCUGUAGUAGCACCGCGAAGACAGCCUGUAAGGGAGGCUCAGCGAGAGGAAGUAGCUGAGAAGCCAAUGGAUGUUGCCAGUGUAGGGAAGAGUGGUGAGAAGGCUAAUGCUGGUGACGAUGAAGGAGUCAACACUCCAGUACCUGAUACGGUUCAGGUUGGAGGUUCCCCUUCAUAUAAAGUACAAAAAAAGCUUGGCAAAGGAGGUUUUGGACAAGUUUAUGCAGGUCGCCGCAUACCGUCUAUUUUUACCAAAGAAAGAGGCCCCGUUGAAGUGGCUUUGAAAUUUGAACAUCGAACAAGUAAAGGAUGUCCUUAUGGACCACCAUCUGAGUGGCAAGUAUACAACACUCUCAGUGGCAAUCAUGGUGUACCAAAGGUGCACUUCAAGGGCCAGCAAGAUGACUAUUAUAUUAUGGUUAUGGAUAUGCUUGGACCAAGCUUAUGGGAUGUCUGGAAUAGUAACUCACAGAUGAUGGCCACUGAAAUGGUAGCCUGCAUUGCCAUUGAAGCAAUAUCAAUUUUGGAGAAGAUGCACUCAAAAGGGUAUGUGCAUGGAGAUGUAAAACCUGAGAACUUUUUACUUGGUCGUGCUGGUACUAUGGAAGAGAAGAAACUCUAUUUAGUGGAUCUUGGAUUAGCUAGUAGAUGGCGUGAUACCGUAUCUAACAAACAUGUUGAGUAUGACCAGAGGCCUGAUGUUUUCAGGGGGACAGUCCGCUAUGCUAGUGUGCAUGCACAUCUCGGCAGAACUGCUAGUAGGAGAGAUGAUUUAGAAUCUCUUGCUUACACACUCAUCUUUCUACUCCGUGGUCGUCUACCGUGGCAAGGAUAUCAGGGUGAGAACAAGGGGUUCUUAGUGUGCAAGAAGAAGAUGGGAACAUCACCUGAAGUUCUCUGCAACUUUAUUCCAGAUUCUUUUAAAUUGUUUGUAGAACAUGUGGUAAAUCUUAAAUUUGAUGAGGAGCCCAAUUAUGCCAAAUAUAUAUCCUUCUUUGAUGGGAUUAUCGCUCCAAAUCCAGACACCAGGCCACUCAACACAGAUGGAGCUCAAACGCUUAUACAUCAGGUUGGCCAGAAGAGAGGUCGAUUGGCAUCGGAUAACGAGGAAGAUCAGCAACCCAAGAAAAAGGUUCGAAUUGGGAUGCCUGCAACCCAAUGGAUCAGUGUAUAUAAUGCUCGUCGGCCAAUGAAGCAAAGGUAUCAUUACAAUGUCGCAGAUGUGAGACUUGCGCAGCACAUCGAGAAAGGAAACGAAGAUGGUCUAUAUAUUAGCAGUGUUGCAUCUUGUCAAAAUCUGUGGGCUCUCAUUAUGGAUGCAGGCACCGGUUUCAGUGACCAAGUUUAUGAGUUGUCACCGCAUUUUCUUCACAAGGAAUGGAUAUUAGACCAAUGGGAAAAGAAUUACUAUAUAAGCGCAGUUGCAGGGGCUAACAAUGGGAGCUCGUUAGUGGUUAUGUCUAAAGGUACACAGUAUCUGCAACAGUCGUACAAAGUUAGUGAUGCAUUUCCUUUCAAGUGGAUUAAUAAAAAAUGGAGGGAGGGAUUUUAUGUUACUUCCAUGGCCACCUCUGCGAGUAGAUGGGGAAUUGUCAUGUCUCGUGGUGCAGGAUUCUCGGAUCAGGUGGUUGAACUCGAUUUUCUUUACCCCAGCGAAGGUGUUCAUAAGCGGUGGGACAGUGGAUAUCGGAUCACCGCCGCCGCAGCAACUUGGGAUCAAACUGCUCUAGUAUUAAGUGUGCCAAGAAGAAAGCCCGCUGAUGAAACACAGGAGACCUUACGUACAUCUGCUUUCCCGAGUACACAUGUGAAGGAUAAGUGGGCAAAAAACCUGUACAUUGCGUCUGUUUGUUAUGGGCGUACUGUUUCUUAACCUCGCAGCAAAUUUUAAGGUUGAGAAGCUGACAAUUGACAACUAUCAAAUUGGAAGAUAGAGUUAUUUUGUUGAAAGCUUCAAAACUUGUAUCUUGAGUGGGGAGUUGAGUAUCUGGAAUUUUGAUGGUUUCAAAACUUUUCUGUUGUAGCUAAUAGUGUUGUGUACUAGUCAUCCAGUCGUCUGGAUUCUGGCUCUUUUAGGCCCCGUCGGUGACAUCUGAAGUUUCUUGCAUUGUUCUUGUUCCCUUUUUUAUUUAUACAUGCAUGUAAAGUCCUUUACCUAGAAGAUGUUUCUUUCGCAACUGUCGCAUCUCAGGUUUAGUUCAUGAUCCAUUACCUUACUCAAGUGAAAUGGGGAUGUCUUUCAUAUUGACUAACAUCUUUUCUAAAUUUUCAAGUUUUGCUUC
This is a messenger RNA of Daucus carota subsp. sativus, 2734 nucleotides long. Its product is annotated as casein kinase 1-like protein HD16. The record is from RefSeq and is a predicted model, not a curated record. The transcript has 18 exons. Gene Ontology annotation, cellular component: nucleus; cytoplasm. Gene Ontology annotation, molecular function: protein serine/threonine kinase activity; ATP binding. The coding region runs from base 274 to 2325 and encodes 683 amino acids. Lineage: Eukaryota; Viridiplantae; Streptophyta; Magnoliopsida; Apiales; Apiaceae. Gene Ontology annotation, biological process: signal transduction; peptidyl-serine phosphorylation; endocytosis.